GACACCAAACUCAAUUCCCAGAGUGUAGUCGUCACUUUGGGGGUUAAGGUGCCACUUCCCAAUUCGCUCAAACACUUGAUGCUCAUAGUUGACGAUCAGCUAUGAGUUUCCAAGAUAUCCAAGGUGGGGCCAACCCUCCCACUCGCCGGACCCAAUCCCCAUCUCAGGCCGUUGCUGCCGGAAUCUUCCAGAUCAACACCGCCGUCGCCACUUUCCGGCGACUCGUCGAUGCCGUUGGAACUGUCAAAGACACUCCAGAACACCGACAGAAACUGCACAAUACGAGGCAGAGGAUAUUGCAGCUGGUGAAGGAUACUUCUGCUAAGCUCAAAAUCUUGACUGAUUCUGAUCGUGAUGCUAAUGCCAAUGCUAAUAAGAAAAUUGAAGAUGCUAAGCUUGCAAGAGAUUUCCAAACCACGUUACAAGAAUUUCAGAAAGUACAACAGCUUGCUUCUGAGCGUGAAUCGACUUACACCCCGGCUUCCACUUCUUCUCCUUUACCAACAAGCUCUGGCGCUGGUGAAGAAUCAGUUGAGGUAGACUUGGAAAGCAGACCUUUUAUCGGAGAACAGAAGAGGCAAGAGAUACUUCUGUUGGAUAAUGAAUUAUCCUUCAAUGAGGCUAUGAUUGAUGAAAGAGAUCAGGGUAUCCGAGAGGUAGAAGAGCAAAUUGGACAAGCAAAUGAAAUAUUCAAGGAUCUUGCUGUUCUGGUUCAUGAUCAGGGGACUGUUAUUGAUGACAUUCACUCAAAUAUCGAUGCUUCUGCCGGUGCAACAUCCCAAGCUAAGGUUCAGCUAGCCAAAGCUUCCAAAAGUGUGAAAUCAAAAACUAAAUGGUGUUGGUGGGUGCUUGUAAUAUUUGUGGCAGUGCUGGUCAUCUUACUUCUUGUACUCAUUCUUUAGUGUGCAAACAAGUUGGGCAGAUAUUUCUACCCCUCAUUAUCUCUUUUCCAAGAUUGAUUUAAAUUGAUGUAUUUUUCUCAGAUUCUGUGAGUAUUUUAAAGUGUGAAGAGUGUUCCGACAAAAAAAUGUGUUAAGAGAGUGGUUUUAUUGAUCAUUGCAGUUGGAAGUUGGGAAGAAGUGGCAUUUGGUUAGGCGAUUUUAAGAAAAGCUGCCCUGUAUUUGUAAUAUAGAUUUGCAGUAUAGAAUUUGUAGUUGCUGUUGAAACAUCAACUCUAGCUAUGCAGAAUAUAUUAACAAUUGCUCAAUAACAAGUGCUUGUGUACCUAUUUGAACA
Messenger RNA from Lotus japonicus, 1236 nucleotides. RefSeq names its product syntaxin-22-like. Lineage: Eukaryota; Viridiplantae; Streptophyta; Magnoliopsida; Fabales; Fabaceae. Gene Ontology annotation, cellular component: endomembrane system; membrane; SNARE complex. The transcript has 7 exons. Gene Ontology annotation, biological process: intracellular protein transport; vesicle-mediated transport; vesicle fusion. The coding region runs from base 102 to 902 and encodes 266 amino acids. The record is from RefSeq and is a predicted model, not a curated record. Gene Ontology annotation, molecular function: SNARE binding; SNAP receptor activity.